Molecule: messenger RNA, 15530 nt
Organism: Macrobrachium nipponense
Lineage: Eukaryota; Metazoa; Arthropoda; Malacostraca; Decapoda; Palaemonidae
Gene: Dlg5
Product: disks large homolog 5-like
Exons: 29
Coding region: 4528-13653 (3041 amino acids)
Biological process (GO): regulation of apoptotic process; negative regulation of hippo signaling
Cellular component (GO): plasma membrane
Molecular function (GO): protein binding
Source: RefSeq, a predicted model, not a curated record
CGCCACGCGCCGUCACACUGCCACCACCACACCACCACCACCACCGCCGCCGCCGCUGCUGCUGCUGCUGCUGCUGCUGUGCCGCCUCCGCCAUCCCCAUCGGGCAGCUGACGCACGGCCUCUCUCUCUCGCGUCGUUGUUGUGCCACUACUACUCAUACUACUACUACGAUGGGCAUUGUCGCAUCUCUCGUCGUCGUCGUCGUCAUCGUCGUACUCGUCGUCUCGGGCUCAGUUCGUCAUCCUGCUGUCGCUGCUGCUGCUGCAGCUGACCAUGGGCAGGGGUGCUAGGGCAGCAGCAGGAUGGUGGGGCAGCCUCACAGUCACAUCGUCAUCAUCCUCAGCAACAACAACAACAACAACACAACCUCCACCACCAAAACAGCAACAACAACAACAACACCGCUCAAGUGUUAGCUUCCUCCUCCUUCUUCUCCUCCUCCUCCUCCUCCUCCUCCCCGUGGUCCUCCCCCCCUGGGGUCGUCCGAGAGCAACAACAGCCGUUAUUGUUACCAAAACUGACACUGUUAUCACUGCUGCUGCUUUUACUACGACUGCUGCUGCUGCUGCUGUUACUACUACGACCACGACCACCAAUACCACUACUACUACUACCACUAUUACUGCUACAUCUCCCACUACGACCACUACGACUGCUCCAGUGAGUUCCUCGUUCUCGUCCACAUUGCUAUGAUGUUCAUGGCACUCUUUGGCUCCAGCACCGGUUGGCACUGUUGUUCUUGUUGUUGUUAUCUCUCCUCGUGAUUCGGUUGUGGAGAGAAAGAAGGAAAGAGAAAUACUAGAAAGAAAGAGGGAAGGAAGGAAAGUGAGAUAUAGAUGGAAAUAUAGAUACAUAGAGAGACAGACGUGUGUAAAAGGAAACAUAUCAACAGCCAUAAAGUCUCCCGUUACUCUCAUUAUCAUUGUUCUUGACUCGAGAUUGUUGGAGGGAGAGAGAGAGAGAGGAGUGAGAGGCAGUGCCCCUUGUACAUAGUUAUCGGAGUGUCACUCGUGCAGACAACUUCGUCGUCGUCACCGUCGUCGACUUCUUCAAGUCAUUCCCUUAAAGAUCAUUGCGGCCUUUCGUAGUAGCCCUCUUCUGUUACCGAAAUUGCUCCUCGUUCAUUUCCACGGAGACCCGAGAGAGAGAGAGAGAGAGAGAGGGAGAGAGGGAUAUAUCUACACAACCACGGCAAUCCGAAGUAAAGAUUGUCGAGGGAUAGCUGCCGCUGCUGGCUCGCACUCUCUCUCUCUUUCUCGAAACAGCGCCCGCCGUCUGUCUGUCUGUCUGUGUUUGUUUGUUUGCUGACAGCGAGUAUUGUUUUGGUACACCAUUCGCAUCAAUUAUUUCGUCACCCUCGGAGAUCGGUAUAGUGCUUAUUGACAGUGAAGGGAAGAUGAUGUGCGCGUAGUCCUGACCGAGAUUCUGUUCAGUGAAAAAUUGAAAGAUAGAAGAAGUAUAUCUAUAGAAUAUAUUACAUAUAUAUAUUUGUCUGCCCAGUUAAGAAGAAAAAUUCUAGCAGAUAAUAUUUUAAAAGAAGACAUUUUUUCAAUAGAGAUAAUAUAUAAAUUAUAUAUGAAUAUAUAUAUAUUAUAAAUAUAGUCUAUGAAUAGUUAGUUGAUAAAGUUGAUAUAUGAAUAUAUAUAUCUCUUACGUGGCCUGUAUAUCUAAGUGUGUACUUCGUGUGUGGUUAUUUUUUUCUCUCCUGGAACCGAAGAAAGAAGCCGGACGAGGGAGCAGUAGGAAAUUAUUAGAAGCCUCACGGAUGCCUCGAAGUCCAUUGUUGGUUGUUUCCCCCCCUCAAUCAUGAAUUGGUGCAGCUGCAAAUAGUGCCUCACUUCUUAAAAUAAAAAAAAAGUGUAGUGAAGUGUCGUCCUUUGAGUCAAAGGACAGUUAGCUUCCCAUUCAAAAUUUCAGAAGUAGAAAACGUAGAGUAUAUUUAGUUGUCCUUGUUAACCUUGGAUCAGAUUCGAAUGGAAAAGAAUGAAUAGAUCAUUCGAUUAAAAGGAAAAAAACAAAAAGCAAAAACAAAAAACGAGUAGAACCGAAAACAAAUCAGGGUCUCUGUGUGUGCAUGCGUUUUCUAAUUUUAGCUUUAUGGAAUGACCUGUCCCUGAUUUUUUGGGUCAAGAGUUGGACAUUUGAGCCACGAUAACAUCGCGAGGAAUUCCUUCGACCCAAGAUGCUGUUGCUGUUGUUGCUAUCGUGAUGGUGACCGCUAGAGGAGGAAAACCAGGUGUUUUUUAAAUGUUCGUUUAAAAAAAAAAACGUUUCAAAAAACAAAAGGAGGAACAGCAGAGGAGGUAUAAGAAGCGGCGUAGAAGACGGAGCACGUGGAAAAAAAAACGACGUUAUUGAUGAAAGGAAAAUAAGUUACCUAACAAGAGAGAGAGAGAGAGAGAGAGAGAGAGAGAGAGAGAGAGAGAGAGAGAGAGAAGGACUGGAAGCUGCAUCAGCGGCUCCGACGUUGGGAAGACUUGUUGCUCCCGCUCUAGUUCGCUUGCUGGCUCUUUGCAAGCUGAGCGCUUGCUGCUGGUUUUGUGUGUGUGUGUGUGCGUGUGUGUCUGUGUCUGUGUGAGUGUGUUAGUGGUCUAUUUUCGAUCUGGCUGACGAUGUGGCCGUGUUGUUCCUGCGUGCCUGUGUUUGGUUUUCGGGGUUUGUACUACUGUUUUCGCAGUCGAUUUCCUUAGGAAAUAAAAAUCGAUAGACGAGGAGAAGAAGAAGAAGAAGAAGAAGAAGAGUGCUGGGUGAGCUGUUGUCGCCUGGUACCCCUUUGUUGUCUCGUGCGGGUCGCACUUUAUAUUGCGUGUGCGUUUGUGCGUGUGUAUGUGAGAUUUGUGGUUGGUCGUGUGUACGUGUUCGUUGUGGUGGAUUGUCCCUGCGUCCGUCACUGGUGGCGAUUCGCACCGUUUUUACUUUCCCCCUCUAUUUUUCGUGUCCUACUUUGUCGGUUGUUUUAACUUGGCACGAAAGAGUAUAAGUCUCUGAACGCAGGGAAACGUUAGGGAGUAGUACUCUCCGUUGUUGUAAUGACUACCUCUUAGUUACUCGUAGAACUUCUCAAAACUACUGCCGAAGACGACAAAUGUUCUUGACUUCAAUUUGUUUGUAAAUAGAUAGAGGUUUACGGUACAGAUUUUAACUCCAUUUACAGUGAUUCAAAUUGAUUGUGAUUCGUGUUAAAAUUUCUUAAUCCUCGUUACGGGAAAAAGGGUGUUUGUUGAAAUCACAGUUGAUGGUUGACAUUCAGUCAGUACUCAAAUUGUUAUCGUGAAUUCAAGUUUUCUCGUCUCCCUCGUUUCCGGGUAGAUUUUUGUCCCCCAUAGACGCUUGUUGCAAAGGGAGGUUUUCAAAGGUGAAGCAAUUUGAGCGACAGCCUUGAUUUAAUUUUGUUUUCCAUCAAGUUAGAUUUUCAGUUGUUUGCUGCUCUGGACACCAGAAUAAUUGUUGUACGUUUUAGUGGAGAGACUGUGAUGGAACACUGAUAGCCAGCUUAUAUCACACUAGUGAGAGAGAGAGAGAGAGAGAGAGAGAGAGGGAGAGAGAGAGAGAGAGAGAGAGAGAUAUAUAUAUUUUCUUUUCAAAGGCCGAACACGACGGAGGAAAAGAAGAAGAGAAAGAGUUAUCGAUGGAACUGAGAGUCGAGAGAUCCUUCACGUCGAUUUGGUAGCAGAGCGAGAGCUCGACAUAGAGAGAGAGAGAGAGAGAGAGAGAGAGAGAGAGAGAGAGAGAGAGAGAGAGAGAGAGAGAGUCUUGUCGAAAGUUAUUUUUUGACAGCGAGUUUUGGUGUGGUUUGUUGUGGUAAAAAAAACAAAGAAAAUAAAAAGGAAAAAGAAAUCAUAAGAAGAUAAAGACUAUAUACAAAAGAGCCAGUGCGGUGGCUUGGUGGUGCUCUUAUCAUCGAACUAUUGACCUGACAUCAAAGGAAACAGAUAGGCGAAGCAAAAAGAAUCGCCAUUAAAAAAGCAAUAAAUAAAUAAGAAGAGAAAGAGGACCUUCUUUUGGUGGUUUGGCAGUGACGACGCUUUAAGGCGCUCGGAUCUCGAAAGCGGACAAAAAAAAUAAAAAAAAGUUUGUAUUCGUUUGUGUGAAGGUGUUUUUUUUUUUUUGCUUGGAAAAAAUAAAAAGUUGGGAAUCCCGUGGAAAAAAAGAAGACAUUCCCUACUGCCUGUCUCUCUCCACGUCAAUAUAAUAUAUCAAGAUAGCGAUAUAGAUUAGUAUACAUAUAUAAAUAUAUAAAUAUAUAUAUUGAGUGUUUUUGAUCUCGCCAAAUGCAAGUUUUAAGCUUCUCCGUUGAUGUUGUGUUUUAAGUGGUGUUUUCAUAAAGCAAAAGAUUAUUCAGCAAAUUGUUAGAAAGAGGAAAUACAUUAAUGAAUGUUAAAGAGAACUGUAUGCUCAAGGACUUUCGGCUGUUUACAUGCUUUGGACAGUUAAACGAUUACAGGCCUAGUCCUAAUGCUUGUGUCCCUAUUGCGCUCAACUGAAGAGCGUUAGUUGUAGUUGAUUGCUCAUAAUUAAUCAUUCAUCAUGAAGAAAAGCAAGUUGUUUAGCAGGCUUUUGAGGGGUAGCUCAGGGGGUAGCACUAAAGGCCCAUCUGGCGGUGGUCCCCCCGAGUUAGGAGAAGCUGGUGUUGCUCCUAAUCCUGUGGUGGCAGCUCGAAGCUCUAGUGGUCGCCGUCGAGAGACAGUGUCGGUGAGUGCUCCCACAUCCACGACUACAGCGAGAGAUCCGUCUUUAUUCCAUCAACAGAGUGGUCAGGCACCACCAAGAGCCGGUGUGGAGCGGUCUUCGUCGUGGAAGUAUACGCAUGACCACACACCUGACUCCUUUAGUAUCAAUAGUUCGCCAUCAAUAUUAGAUGGUCGAAGUGGCACAGGAUCUCAUAGAGGGGCUGAUGAAGGACAGACAAUUGAGAAGAGCCAAAGUUGGAGUGGUGAUAGACUUUUAGACUGUGCCACUGAUUCUGGCUCAAGUAGAGGUGGUACAAAUAAUAGCAGUCGUGCAGGAAGUGGCAGUCGGGCUGGUAGUCGCACAGGUACCAGUAGCCGUUCUUCUCGGGAGAGAGGUGUUAUGGGUGGACCUCCUAGCCUUCCAGCAAGUAGUCGAGCUGGUAGCCGUGCAGGAAGUGCCACUGCCAGUCGUGCAGGUAGUGACAGAGGUGAUUCUACUCCAAGCAGUGUGUACGAUCAUCCUGUUGACAAUUCACGUGGUGUUUCGCAGACUGAUGCUGAUGGCUAUGAGAAUGUGGAACUACCAUCACCUCAGAGGGAUAGGGAUAGUGGAGACAGCAGCAGUGAUCAAGGUAGUCAUCAACAUGGAUCACGACUCAGUGUUAAAAGCAGUGGGCGAAGGUCACGCCGACCUAGCCCACGUAGGCAAGGUAUUCUUACGAAGUCUCAACAAGAGUCAACAGAAAGCCGUGGUACGCGAGGUAGUGUACGUGGCAACGUGCCAAGCAUCUCGCUUAGUACAUCCAGCCCAGUGCCACCUCCUAAAGCCUCUGUUAGUCGAUCUCCAUCAAGAAAGUCUCGCCGUUCUCCAAGUAGGUCGCCAAACCGACCUCCCAGCCGCUCACCAAGUCGCUCUGAUAGCCGGAGAAGGGAUAGUCAGAAGACAAGCAGUCGAUCACCUAGCAGGGCUCCUAGUAGGUCUCCUAGCCGGGGACCAGGUGGUUCUCCAGUCAGAGCACUAAGUAGAUCACCAUCUCGUUUGCAAAGUAGAGCCUCAUCGGCCAUUGACCCUUGGACUCGUAUGCCUGGCGUACAGGAACCCGCACAAAUUCAAAUUAAUGGGGAGGCACAUCUUGGAGCUGGGACUAGAAGCAUGUCAUAUGAGGAAGGUAGAAUGGGGGCUCGUAGCCCUGGUCCUCCACCGCUGUGGAAAGCACGUUCAUGGCAACAGUACAGCAUAAACAACAGUACGCCACAGAGUGAACGAGCACGACAACUGGCUAAGAGUCGGUCGUGGCAACAACAACAUGGGAGCUCUAUAGGCCCAGGCCAGUCUGUGGACAUAGUUCUGAACCGCUCUCGUCAACAUCACAUCACUCGUCAAGAAGCAUUACAGCCUACGCCAACUGCCGCCAUGGGUAAGAGCCGUUCAUGGCAGCAGAGCCAUGAAGCUGAACCUCUGCCUGGCCCUCUCCCACGAACCUACACAGUCUCUGAAAAGAGAGGGCGGCGUUCUUCAGUACGUCUGGCGCCCCCCUCCCCUACUCGCCCCAGCCCGCCCUCCUACUCUCACUCCCCUGCCAGAUCCCCGCUAGCUGCCCUACCGCCCCAGUCUCAUCCUUCAGUCACGACACACGCAUCCAUACAUGACAGCCGACACAUACAUCACCCUCCUAUGCGCAGUCAGGCUAGUAUAGGUGGCUAUGGAGCUCCUCCUUCGGCCAGCCAUACCCCGCAUCUCACUGAUUAUGUAGAAUUGCGAAAUUACGAAGCCAUGGAACGUCAACAACAACAGCAGCAAGAGUACGUAGAUUUGCGUCAAUAUCGAGCCGACCAAGUGCGCCCUCCUCGAGACCCUCACUGGCGGGAAAGAUUCUAUCCACCUGCUGCAUUUACACACCUUAAACAGUUGCAACAACAACAGCUACAACAACAGCUUCAGCAUCAACAGUUCCAACAGCAAUUGCAACAGCAGGCUAUUCGACUGAAGCAACAGAGGCAACUGCAGCACCAGAAGAGUAUGAUGCAGCAAGGUGGUUAUGACAGUCAGUACGGAUCACCUCAACGAAUGGACGGCGAGUACGCAUCCCUUCAGGAAGUGCGGGAUGGCAUGGUAAGAAGCGAUUCUGUUCGAGAGACCAUCAUCCAGAACGGUGCCAUAAGGGAAGGCAUCUUGCGAAAUGGUUCCGUACGCAACGGAGUAGUUCGGGAAGGCUCUAUGCGAGAGGCCUUCGUGCGGGAAGGGUCAGUGCACCGGGAGGGAUCCGUGAGAGGGGACAGCACCGUCAGAUAUCGCCCUCCCCCCUUGAGCAAGCCGCAGGGCGGCUCCCACCACGGCAAACCGGUGAAGUCUUCGUCGCUCAUGACCUCUCAAGAGUUGCUCAACACCCUCAAAAGGCAGUUAGCACUGUCCUCUCCGACGCACACUUCACGCAGCAAGAGCCUGGAGGCAGGACGGGCGGCCAUGGCGGUUUUGGGCACGGAGGGUGAGCGUGAGGAGGAAGGAAAAAGGGCGGUGGUGGGUGAGGAGGGCGGCGAGGCAGGCCGCCUUUCCCCCGCCCUGAUGGCCCUGGUGGCGGAGAAGCGGGCGCGCCUGAAGAGGUCGACAGGCGCGUUCACAGGUAGCGGCGGGGGACGCGUGCCAGUGUUGCGACAGUUCACCGCCCCACCAGCGAGAUGUUCCUUGGCGGGGCUGACGAGCGACAGUGAGUGCGACGACAAGAAGAGUUCCGCGUCGUCUACAGGCGGCGACCGCCCCUUCCCGUCGGCCUCCCCGCAACCGCAAGGCGCCGUCGUCAGCACGCACGACUACAACAUGGAGCAAAGCAACGUGGCGCUUCUGAAGGCGGAGCUCAAGAUCGUGACCACAGAUCGCGACAUCAUGAAGAAGGAGCUGAAGAAGGUCACUCGCGAGCGAGACGAGGCUCUCAAAGGGUUAACGGCGCACCAGCAAGAUCAACCUGCUAAUUAUGCCUUUCCUUUUCCAGGAACGUUAACAAAACAUAGUUCUUCAAGUGACAAGAGUUUAUCAAUGUCUCGUGAUUACGAAUCACUGAAGAUGCAGUGUGAAAAAGCCAUGGCCGAGGUUCAAGGACUCCUUAAGCAAAAUGUAGAUAUAACUAGGAAAUAUGAAAAUACGCUGAAGGAAGUCGAUUAUUAUAAAAAGCAAGAGCGUGCAGCUUAUACUGCUUUGCAAAACUUAAGAAUGCAGUAUGAGGAGGUUGUAGCUGAAAAGCAGAAAUUGGAGCGAGAAGUAACUUCGUUGCAAACGAUCAUGGAAGACGAUCGUAAAGAGAUCGCUGACCUUCGGCGGCAACAGCAGAAGUUUAGGUUCCCGCUCAAAAGACAGGAGGCUAUGUCUCAGGAGGGCUCAGGAGAGGCCAUCAACCAGCUUUACAUGACUACCAUGCGCAAGUAUGAAGCCAUCAAAGAUGAAUAUGAUUCAAUCAGAAAGAGGUAUUCAGAUUUAGUUGCCUCACAUUCCAACAACAUCUCCAAAUUGGAACUCACACAGGAAGAAGUGUCUCGCCUUAAAAAACAGUAUGAGGAAAUAUUGAGAGAAUGUAAUGAAGCUGUGAGAGAAAAGAAUUGUCUAAAACAGCAGUGCACCAAAGCCAUUACUGAGUGGGACUCGGCCCUCAGGGAAAAAAACAAAUUGCAAGAAGAGUUAUUGAAGAUUCGAGAGAAGUACGAUGAGAUGAUGAAAGAAAUGAACACUCAUCUAAUGCAGAGGCAACAUCUAAAUAAGGAUCUGAAGAGAUUACAGGAGGAACGGAAUGCUGCAAUGCAAGAGUACACGCUUGUGAUGAGUGAACGUGACACCGUCCAUAAGGAGAUGGACAAACUGCAGGAGGAACUAACUCAGGCCAGUAAAAAGAUCAAGACUAUUGAACAGACCACAAAUGACUCAAGCAAAGAGCGGGAAUCUCUUCUGCUUCAAAUUGAGAUGCUUAAGAGAGAAAUUGCAGCUUCACUUCAUGAUAGAGAUAAAGCUAUAAAAGAAUGCAAUGAUCUUCGAGAGCGGUUUGGUGCUAAGGAAGAUACCAAUAAAGAGUGGGAAAGAUCAUAUAAAGACUAUGACUACAAGCAAGAAAGGGAAAUGACAAUGAAGGAAGGUGGUCCAAACUUGGGGUCUAGCUCACACGAUAUGUUUUCUAAAGCGCAAAAGGAGCGUCUAGAUAACUUAGAUCAAGCUAAUCAAGAAAUUGACAGGUUAAGAAAAACUAUAGAGAAGUUGCAGAAUGAGUUACAAGAGGCACAGCAAGAAGCUGAGGUUUCCAAAAGACGCCGGGACUGGGCUUUCAAUGAAAGGGACAAGAUUGUUCAAGAAAGAGAAAGUAUUCGCGCGCACUGUGAUAAACUGAGGAGAGAACGAGAUCGAGCUGUAUCAGAACUGGCAGAAGCUUUAAGGGACUCUGAUGACAUGAAGAAGCAGCGUAAUGAAGCAUCUAAGGAACUAAAAGAAUUAAAGGAACGUUUGGAAGCAGAGCAGGAGAAGGCAGCUGUUGUACGUCAGUUGGCAGCACAUAAUCACUCUCGAGAUUCGGCAAUAGACACAGAUAUGCAAGAGUGGGAAAUUGAAACUCUCCAUAUGCCUAUUGCUAUAGAGUCUGAACGUGAUGUUGGGUUUACUGUUGUCGGGGGCCGUGAUGAUCCACACUAUGGGGGAAGUGAUGGAGCCAUUUAUGUUACUAGCAUUACCAAAGAUGGACCUUUUGAAGGGAAACUCAGGUUACAUGACCAAAUAGUUAGGCUAAAUGGUUUAGAGUGCCAGGGAAUGGAGCGUGCAAGUGUCUAUGAAGCAGUGAUGGGUGGAGGGGGAUGGAUACAAAUGACAGUCAGGAGAAGACGUAGUGGUGGUAGACUAGCAACAGCACACCUCCAUUGUCCACAUACUGCUCACCAUGGUCUAACUUUGCGUACUGGAGUUUAUAUCGCAAAUAUCCUUCCGGGAAGUCCAGCAGCAAGAGAAGGGAACUUAGCAGUUGGAGACAGAGUGCUUAAUAUUAAUGGGAAACCAGUAGAUAACAUAGGCAGCUGUGAAGAAGCUCAAUGUUUAUUAGAUGCAGCUGGAGAAGUGGUGCAGCUUACAACUCUCAAGUCUCAUGGGUCAUCAUCUCUUUCUGCACCUCUUAGUUCUUCAUCCAGUGGCCAUAAUAUUACUGAAGAUGAUAAGUCUACUUCAUCUUCAAGACCUUACUCCUCACCUACAUCUCCAUCUAAAGACUCUGGUGUUUGUUCAGGCCGAUCUGGCAGCAGAGAGUUAGCCAACAAAAAAUUAAUGAUAGGUUCAGGAGGAGGGUGCCACAGUGAAGAAGGAACAGGUGGUAAAAGAUAUGGGAGCAGUGAAAAAGUGGUGUAUAAUGUCAAUAAGGCAACAGGAGAAAAUCGCUCAAAGCCCCUUGAUCUCUUUAUGAAUAUGGUGAGGCCAAAUAGGCACAGUAAGGAAAGGGGGGAUUGUCAUAAUGAAACUAGAGAUAAAGAAGACAAAAAGAAGUUAGAUCAUGAGGCAGAAAGGGCUAUAGCUGAUUUAGAUAUUGUUAAUAAUUCAUACCAUCAUAAGAGUGGGAGUAAUGGGGGUACCAGUACAACAAAGAGAACUAAAAAGCGAGAUAAAGAUAAAUCAGGAGGUACCUGGCCUAAAUAUAGAGGUGGUGGGCUUAGUUCUUACGAUGCCAACUCUGGAACAACUUUGUACACGCAACGCAGAAGUAGACCUCCACUGUCUGUCUUUUUACCAUCUCCAAAUCCUUUAUCAUAUCCUCAUGAAGAAAAGCCUUAUGACCCUUACAUACAUGAAAAACACCUUGGUUCUAGAUCAAGUUCUAGUCCGCAUAGCACCCCAACUAGCCCUCGCAAUCAGCAGUUACCAUUAUAUAAAAGCCUUGAUGUUGGUCCUAAGUCAUCAUCAUACAGUAGCACGGGACAGGUUUAUUCCGGUCAGCAGUCAUCUAGUGGUAUGUAUCCUAGUCAAGAAGUAUAUUCUAGUACAGGACCUCGUAAUCCAUCCUUGGACAGAAAGAGCGAGGAAUCUGAAAGAGAACGAGGAGAUCGUUUAAGUUCUCUCACACCCUCUGAUACUUCCUUAGACUUUUCUGUAAGAUCAGGAAAUGUUGGCAAGGAAGAAUUAGAAUAUUAUUCUAAAAAAAAUAUUUUAAAGUAUACUCAAAGUGAUAGUGAGAGUAACAUGAGCCCUGUAGACCCAAAUCCUCCUCAGUCACUCAGUUUACCACCGGGUUACGGAACACGUCCCUCUCUUCAUCAUGGAGGAGAGCGUAUUCCUUCCCAUUCCCGAAUCCCUCACCCACAUGCUGGGCUUUAUUCUCCUCCUAAUCCAGUAAGAUCUCCUCCUUCCUUUGCGCCGUAUACGCCAGUAUCGCAUAUAUCUUUAACUCACACACACGCUUACCCACAUAGCAGUAUGGGCUCUUCUUCAUUGGCAGUUUCUCCAAGAUAUUCUUCACCUCCUACAAUUUCACAGGGUCAUUUUUUACAGUCAUCUAGGAGUGGGGACAGCAUCUUGUCUUCACCUGGAUUAGAAAGAGAUUUGAGGGAAAGAGCUUAUUAUGAAAACAGGCAAGCAUCAUCCCCAACUCCUGUAGGAAUGAUGGGCACAUUAGGCAGUGGUGGUUUUUACCAUUCUCCUUCUCCAUCUUUAGAAGUACCUGGUCACCAUAAACCACGCACAUUACAACACCUCCAUCCCUACCGUCCACCUUCAGAUGAACCCUCUCCUUUGCCAAUUCAUUCAGGGCCUCCUUCAUACCAUGAUUAUCAACGUUCCAUGGGUACCAUGCCACGCAAGAAAGAAAAUGAACGUAUUAGAAUACCAAGUAACACAAGUGUGGCCAGUAAGAGUAGUUGUGGUAAAGGAGGGAACAUUGAAAGAUCUUCUGAAAGGGGAUCGCCCACUUCCCCCAACUAUGGCAGUGAUAUUCUAGGCACUGGCAGCGGAGUUGGCCGAGGACCUCAACAUGUUACUCAAAUUACACACUCUGUACACAGCCCCCAUUACCAAGAGUACUCAUGGCAAAGAAAUCGCCCACAGCCUGGAGAUGUGAGAAAUAUAUACAUUGAAAAGUCCUCGGAACCAUUAGGCAUUCAGAUUAGAUGUCUGGAAGUGGGAGGUGUAUAUGUUUCAUCAGUAACUGUCAAUUCCCUGGCAUCACAGGUUGGUCUUUGUGUUGGUGAUCAAUUGCUGGAGGUAUGUGGCAUCAACAUGAGAUCUGCAACUAAACAGUCAGCUUCCACAGUACUUUCUCAGUGUGGCACAUCUGUCACCAUGUUGGUCCAAUAUAAUCCAGAUAAGUAUCACGAGGCAGAAGGUUGGGAAGGUAGCAGUAGUGGUAGUAGUGUUGGUGGAUCUCGGUCGGGAACUCCAACCCCUCGUAACUCUCCAAAGGCCUCCUCACACGAUGCCUCGCAUCCUGUAGAUGAUGACGAUGAUGACGACUUGCCUCCUUCAACAACAUCAACACUAAGAGGACCAUUAGACAUGCGUGAUACUUUGGAGCAUUCUCAUGACCAUUCCCUUCCACCGUCAGCAAGAUCUACUCUAACUCGUCCUGAAAUUGCUCAUGUUAUGAAUUCAUUAAAAAGACAAGAAACUUUUUCUAGGCGAAGUGAAAGUGCUGUUGGCGGUGUUGGUAGCGUAGGAGGUGUGAAUAGCUCAAGUGGUGCUGGUGGGGCAAGUAGCAGCAUUGGAAAUACUAGUGACGAUGCAAGGCUAGUGUACUUGGAGCUUAACAAGUCUCAUAAUUUGGGCAUCCAAAUGGUUGGUGGCAAUGCUCUAGGUAUUUUUGUCCAUUCCGUUCCUGCUGACUCUCCUGCUGCUAAAGCUGGUUUACGACCUGGAGAUCAAAUAUUGGAAUACAACAAAGUCGAUCUUCGCCAUGCUACUGCAGAACAGGCUGCUUUAGAGCUUGCCAAACCAGCAGAUAAUGUUACAAUGCUUGUUCGCUAUGAUUACCAAAGAUAUGAAGAAAUUCAAGAUAAACCUGGUGAUAGCUUUUACAUUCGUGCAUUGUUUGAUCGACUUGGUGAUGGUGGAGAUUCAACAGAGCUUCGAUUUCGCAAGGAUGACAUUUUGUAUGUAGAUGAUACAAUGUUCAACCAUGUCCGAGGCCUCUGGCAUGCUUGGAUUGUUGAUGAGGAUGGUCACAAGAGACAGAGGGGCACAGUUCCUAGUAAAGACAAAGUUGAAGAGGAAAUGCGGCUUCAUCGUAGUAGUGGAGACCUUCAAAUGGAUUCUAGUCGUAGAGGUUCGACCUCUACUAGGCGAUCUUUUUUUAAACGCAAAAAACACUUUCGUUCUUCUUCAAGAGAAUUGGCAAGUUUUAUAGAUUCUUCUUUAACUUUCACUGAAGCUGCACCAAUGCAUGAAGAGCCUUCACUUUCGUACAUCAGGGUGGAACGGCUUGAUUAUCUAGUGCGACGUCCUGUGGUAAUGGUUGGCCCUUUAUGGGAAUUGGUAUGUGAUAAGCUGGUUCAUGAUUACUCUCUCAAGUUCACUAAAUGUGUGCCAGAAAUUAGUCGAUGUUCCAUUGAAGAAAUGGAAGAGGCUGUCCAAAACAACAUUGUUGUCGAUUAUCGACGACGAGGAUCACACUUUGAAGUAACUACUGUUAAUCAAGUUAAGGAAAUCUGUGACAAGAAUUACCAUGGUAUUUUGGACAUCAGUCUUUCUUCAGUGGAGCGGUUGCAUCAGCAUAAUAUAUACCCCAUUGUUUUGCUGCUCAAGUACAGACAUCACAAACAGAUUCGUGAAGUUUGUGAUUCCCAUCACCCGUCCGCAGAAAGAAUUUCCCAAAAAGAAGCCAAAGAAAUGUAUGAACUUUCUAUUAAAAUAGAGCAAGAAUACAAGCAUGUUAUAUCAGCUGUGAUUCCUGCUGCUGUUAACAUGCCCUACAUCAGCACUCAAGUCAAGUCACACGUAGAUCAAGAACAAUCCAAGACACUCUGGGUCCCAUCAGGAAGUCUUUAGUGAUUAUGAAAGUAACAUGAAAAUAAGUUUUUCAUUCAGUCAAAACUUUCAAGUAAAAUUCAUGUAUAAACAUAAAAGGCAAUACUUCAAAAACAUUCAUUGGAGCUUAUUUUAGUGUUACUUUGAAUACUUCCCAGGGAACAUCUCGUGUUCUUGUUGUUUUCUUUACCUUUAUUGCAGAAAUUCCACUUUAAUAAAAAUGUUAAAUUAUCUUGUAAAGUUAAUUUAAUGUAAUCAGUAAAAAUAUAGUAUUAUUUUUGUUGUUGUGACAUAUGAUUUUAUAUACUGUAUAUUUUUUGUUAUUGGACCAAACCCCACAAGUACAAAAUAUCACCCAGAAUGGUUAUAUUUGUGCUGUUGAUCUUUGUUUCAAAGAAAUCAUGUUAAAAGCGUUAUGUGAAUAUGUAUUUAGGUGUCAACCUUUUAGAAAGGUACCAGAGGGAAAGAGCAGUAUGUUAAUCACAUACUUGGAUACCAUUAUUUGUAGAUUGCUCGUGUAGAGGCUACAUGGUGAUUGGUCUGAGUGUAACACCAAUUAUUCAAAUCUCUAUAGGUCAUGUUGAUGACCAAGAGCAUGGACUUAUUUAUUGAUAAUAAAAAUAUGGCCCUGAAGUGUAAAAAUAGUUUCCUGAAAGUGAAAACAAAAUGAGCACGAUGCUGCUUAUAGUCUGAAGAUGGCAGGUGUCUUCCCCUUAUACCAAAGAGAUUUCUUGAGUAGGCAAUGGAGAUGGGCAGCUAGAGUGCAAAGAUAAGCUGAGCUGCUGCUGCUGCUUUACAUGUAGCCUCCUGCUGUGAUGGCAUCAUCGUCGAAUUGACAAUAUUCCUUCUCACUUGUGCCUUAAUGGAGCUGGUGAGUGGCCUGUAUAUUUUUGGGGAUUGCCUGAUGGCAAGUGCAAAUGUUAUUGGGUUGGUGUUGGCCUCUCCUGAUCUCAGGUAACAAACUGACCUGGCUCUUAUUAUUAUUACCUUAUGUGAGACACUUUCAUACAAUGAUGAAAAAAAAUUAACAUAUCUAAUGUUGGCAGUUAUACUGCAUGAGGUGCAUCAACAAAAUUUUUAGAAUUUGAAAUUGAAAUCUGUGAUUUCAUGAUCACUGGUAAUUGUAGGUACCCUUGUGUCUUCCUUGUAGAGAAUUUACAGCCUGUUAAGUUCCCUAGAAGUGUUUUGAAUGUAAAUUUGAAAAGCUGUAUUUAAACUAAAGUUCAACUUGAAUCUUUUUACUUCCAUUUUGGUGCAUCAGUAGAGGUUAAUUGCCAAUAGCUGUUAUGUAAAAUCUUUUCAAUAGUAUUUUUUAAAGAUGCUAAACAUUACAUGUAAAUCCAGUUGAUUUCAAUUGUAUAUUUAUAUUUAGAACAAAAGAGAAUAGUAUUACCUUAUGACAUGCACUAACCUUAUGAUGUUAAGUGUUGUUUUCUUUUUUUGAACCAUGAAUUGAUGUCUUAAGGUUUUUUAAGAUUUAAACAAUUUAAUUUAAUCCAGCAACACUUAUUACACUUCUUGGGCUGUCCCCAUUUACUGUCUUUCAUACUGGUACUGUACUCAAGACUACACAAGAAUGAUUUUAUUGGUGGGCAUUUGAAGCCCAGUUCAAUGCCAUCAUGCCUGAUGUAUUUAAUUCUUGACAAAACUUUCCUUUUCCAAAAUAAAAAAAAAAACAUUGCAUUGCCUGGAUUACAACGAUUUAAUAUAUUCUGUUAAAUGAGGCUUACUAGGAGUGGUUUAUAUUUUGUAUGUACACUAUGUUAUUAGUCUUGUAUAUUACUGUAAAAUAUUUACAGAUUUGAUUAAGAAGACUAUAUAUUAUGUUAAUUGUACUUUAUACAAAACUACUGUGAGCAAUAACAGUGGAGAGAAAAUGAUUAAAUGUUUUAUUAUAA